UUUUGAAGUGUCGAACCUCACAAUGAAUUGACUUUCGGUCUGAAAAGAAGGGCGCGGAUAUGACCGCUUCCUUGGCUAUCCGGCUGCUUAGUGCCGUCGUAGAAACAGCCCUAAGAAGACUCUCUCUGAGGAGGGUUGCUGCUCAAGACGAUUCUCUCUCUCUCUCUCUCUCUCUCUGCGUUUUCCAGCUUUUCCAAAGCCAUUGAAGGCGUCUCUGGUGUCGACUAUCUACAUUUAUCUGAUAAGGCCAUGGAGACUGAUGUAGAGUGUUCGUUAAUUCUUGAACUCCCUGAAAAUGACCCUCUGUUCAAAAAAAAGAAGGUUUUACUGCAAAAUAAAGGUUUUGGUUGUAGGGAAUGUAUAUAUUUCAAAAAUGCAUUGAGUACUCCUCAAAUACACACUACCUUGGAAGUAAUGCUUCAGAUAUCAAGAAUCAUACACUUGGACGAGGCAGAAGUUUACUUUGAUGGAAGUAACAUGCACUCACAAGUGGAUUUUUAUAGUCCGAGGAAUGAACUGGAAAGUCUUAAUUCAAUACUUUCACUCAUUGAUAUCUUAUUGUUGCGUGGUAAGCACAAUGGAAAGAAUGCCCUGCAAGAUUUACGAGAUGAAACACUUAAGGGGAUCCGUGACUUUGGGGAAAAGUACAGAGUGGAGUCCAGAAUUGUUGAGAACUGUAGCUGUGAAAAAGAAAUGUCUUUGUUAGAGUGGGGCGAAAGCAAUGGUGUUAGAUCAAAGUUGCAGAUAUCUUAUGUUGAAGGGGCUGGAAGAGGAGCCGUGUCAAUAGAAGAUCUGGAAGUUGGAGACAUUGCUUUGGAGAUACCUCUUUCUAUCAUCAUUUCUGAGGACCUUGUGCAUGAGUCUGACAUGUUUCCUAUAUUGGAAAAGAUUGACGGUAUCUCCUCUGAGACGAUGUUAUUAUUGUGGAGCAUGAAAGAGAGGUACAACUUUUCUUCAAAAUUUAAGAUUUACUUUGACACGCUGCCAGAAGAUUUUAAUACAGGGUUGAGCUUUGGAGUUGAUGCAAUCAUAGCUUUAGAUGGAACCUUGCUAUUGGAUGAGAUAAUUCAAGCAAAAGAGCACUUGCGUGUACAAUAUGGUCAGUUGUUCCCUGCAUUAUGCAAAGAUCAUCCUCAUAUAUUUCAAGAAGACAUCUAUACAUGGGAGCAGUUCUUAUGGGCUUGUGAACUCUGGUACUCUAAUGGCAUGAGAGUUAUGUUUGCUGAUGGAAAGCAGAGAACAUGCUUGAUUCCUAUUGCAGGAUUUCUUAAUCACUCACCAUACCCACACAUAAUGCGCUAUGGAAGAGUGGAUUCUGCAACAAAUUCCUUAAAAUUUCCUGUGUCUAGACCAUGCAGUGCUGGAGAACAAUGCUUUCUUAGUUAUGGGAAUUUCUCUAGUUCUCAUCUUGUUACCUUCUAUGGUUUCUUACCCCAGGGAGACAACUAUUAUGAUGUCAUUCCACUGGAUAUUGAUGCUGCUCAAACUGAUUGCCCUGAGGGCUGGCCCAAAUCCAACUGGAUGACGCACAUGGUGCGUGGUACUUGGCUCUCUAAAAACCACGAGAUCUUUCAUUAUGGGUUGCCACCUCCAUUAUUAGAUUAUUUGCGCAGAAUUCGUAAUCCCAUGCUGCAUGCUGGCACCCUAAAUAUGGAACAGUUAGAAAUUGAAAUGGAAGUACUGGGUGACCUGCUGUCCACAUUUGGUGGCAUGAUGGGAGGACUUGGUGCAUCAAAUAUUGAGGAAAGAAAAAGUAGCAGUUGGGAUGUAAAGCUAGCAGUAGAGUUCAAAGAUGUACAGAGAAGGAUCGUUUCCUCCAUCAUAACGUCAUGCUAUGCGGGUCGCGGUUUGGUGGAGGGAGAAUUGUGCAAAUGCAAUGACUAGUGUGUCUAGGUUGCGUGGCCCAAACCCCAAAGCCUUGCAAUAUUUCCAAAUUGUGGAGUUUUACUGUCCCCAUCACUUGUUGGAAGAACAGAAUGAUUUUGUUCUUGAGAACUGAUGGCAUAUUUAAUUUAUAUAAAAAAUUAUCUAUUUAUUUCUACACUAUAAA
Malania oleifera is the source of this 2050-nucleotide messenger RNA. RefSeq lists its product as uncharacterized. The coding region runs from base 250 to 1884 and encodes 544 amino acids. The transcript has 12 exons. NCBI's taxonomy places the organism in Eukaryota, Viridiplantae, Streptophyta, Magnoliopsida, Santalales, Ximeniaceae. Gene Ontology annotation, biological process: peptidyl-lysine monomethylation. The record is from RefSeq and is a predicted model, not a curated record. Gene Ontology annotation, molecular function: protein-lysine N-methyltransferase activity; protein binding. Gene Ontology annotation, cellular component: nucleus.